GCAGACUCCGGACGGAUCUACAGCAUAACAGUUCGAGUAAAGUCUGUAGAACUCUGUUUACCCAAAGCUAUUCACCGGUCUCUAUAAAGUGAAUUCAAAUGCCUCCAUGAUCGUACGUGAAAUGAUCAUUCUAAGCUGACGUAGGAUGUGGUGGCGACAGAAAUAGAUUCGUGUACGUGUGACAACAGAGAGGAACAAAAUGCCUCCGCAUAAGCCAGUGCAUAGCCUUAAGGCCUUUGCAAAGGACAAGGUCAUGUACAACGUUUGCGCAGUGAUCCUCGACGAAAUUUUCUUCACCGAGGAGGAGAACUGGGACAUUUUCGGCCCUCCGAGGCUGUCCACGAGGCUGAGCAUCGUCCGGGACAUCCUCGCGAGCUCCCUCACCCCCACCCUCCUUGAAGACCUCCUGAACACCAUCCUCUCCAAGGACGAGGCAGUGGAGGCCACAGUCCGCUACCUCGCCCUCCAGCUCCUCCUCGUAGAAGGAGUUCGUAAUUUGAUGGUUGGCAACUUCCCGGAGUCCUAUUACGAGUGGGUUCUGGAGGCGACCGGGUUGAACGGAGCGGGUAUCCAGACCCUCGACCUCCGAGGCGUGUGGAUACGGGAGGAACACAGAUACUUCCUCAUCAAGGCUCUACGAAAGCUCCAGGAUGUCAGGAAGCUCACUCUGCGCUACACCUGUGACGACGAGAUGCUGGCGACCCUCGGGAAGUACUGUCUCAAGCUCCAGAAACUCGACAUCUCUGGCUCUGCGAGAAUCACUGUGGAUGGUCUGAAACAGCUCUGCGAGAACCCGUCUCGCACUCACGACACACAUCUCACGCAGACAUUGCAGAUAGUCGAUCUGGGGGGCCCCGGGUCACAGAAUCUUAGUGUUGACCUUGCAUGCUACCUCUUGAAGACCUUACCUCACCUAGUAAGUCUUGGUUCCUAUGAGCACACAGGGGCUGCACUCGAGAUCAUGCAUAAGAAAUGUCCAAACAAACAAUUUGGUUUGAAGUACUUGCAUGACGUCAUCACAACUAGUGGUCGGCAUUUUGCCAUCUGCAAAGCGUGUCCAGAUCUACAAGCCAUAUAUCUGGACAGCCCGAAAGACAUAUGCAUCCAUUUCCUUGAUAUGAUGAACAAUCUUUCAGAAGUCAAAAUGCAUAAAGUUAGAUGGAGUGACGUUCUGGUUAUGCUGAAGAAAAUGGGUUCAAGAAUACGCAGUUUAUUUUUACUGACAGUUUUUGGACAAGUUGAUAUGAUUGAGUUAGGAAGCCUGUGCCCCAACAUGAUUCGUUUGGAGAUCCACAAUGUUUCACUUUCAUGCUCCGACACCACACACAGAAGUGCUUUCCACAAUAUUAAAGAACUAUAUAUAUACAACAGUCAGAUAAGUACCACGUGCGUCAAACUUAUCAUGAACCAGUGCUUGAACGUGGAACACUUAACACUUGGAGAUUGCGCCCAACUCACAGACCCAGCCAUCAUCCUUAGCAUGAGGGACCAUUCACUGCGUCACGUCAAAGAAAUCUGGUUUGGUGUUGCCCAGAACCUUACUAUGCGCACCAUCGAAGCCUUGAUAGAGCACUGUCCUCUGCUUACGAGUCUGGGUAACUUGGCUGCCUGGAGUGUUCACCCGGAUGACAUUAACCUUUUACGAGUCCAGUUUAUGGUGACCAAUGUUGAUUUAGCAUUACAUGAGUAUGGCCCUGAUGAAGAGGAGCAGUGGAUACCUAUUGAAGCUAUUUGAUGUGGCUGUCUUUUGUACUAUACUGUAUAUAAUAUACUGUGGGUUAGAAUGUUUUACAUGUCUUCAAUGUCCUGUUUUUUGACAUAAUGGUGUUUAUCUUGAAUCAAUAUUGCCAUGGAAAAAAAUCAAGAGUAUCGAUGUUUCAUUUUCAAUCAUUCCAUCUAUUAGAUAAUCAUAUAGACAUGAAAAGACUAUGUCUAUCCAAGACAUAUACAAAUUUUUAACUUCAUAAAAUAGCCCUGAUGAAUAAAGUAUUCCAGUGUUCAAUUCUUUAGUAUUUUCUUGGCAAGACACAAGAAAGUAUGAAGCUUUACAAUUUUCUUUCCUGUGAUGUCUUUGUAAUAAUAAGGUUUUAAGACUAAUGGAUGUUUCUAGUGACAACUUGUAAAAUACUGAGACAUAUGUAAAUGCUGCCAUUAUUUUGAUAUGCAGUUCCCAGUGAGCAAGACAUCUAUACAAUUGAAACUGUAAUUUUUGUCACAUAAAGACAAGAAUUUAUCAAUUUCG
Molecule: messenger RNA, 2242 nt
Organism: Penaeus indicus
Lineage: Eukaryota; Metazoa; Arthropoda; Malacostraca; Decapoda; Penaeidae
Exons: 1
Coding region: 200-1735 (511 amino acids)
Source: RefSeq, a predicted model, not a curated record